Molecule: messenger RNA, 365 nt
Organism: Cylindrotheca closterium
Lineage: Eukaryota; Bacillariophyta; Bacillariophyceae; Bacillariales; Bacillariaceae
Source: the annotation of a GenBank genome assembly
AUGGCGGUCGAUUGGCUCCUUGAGCAAUGGUUCCCAAACAUUUCGAUCGGGCCCAAGGUGCGGAUUGCUUGCGAUGGCCUCUCUGCUAUUGAGAUGGCUUUUGAAGAUCGUCCACUGUCUCCAACUGAUGCCCAGUUUGACCUGGUAUUGUCCAUUUGGGAAGCGGUCCUUCGGUCCUCGGUGGAUUGGUCGCCCCAGCACGUGUAUGGACACCUCGACAAGUCCAAUCUCUUUGACGAACUUUCUUGGUGGGAGAAACGGAACCUUGAGGUGGAUGGUAUGGCGGUGGAGUACCGUAAGGAACUUGAGACGGCUCAUCACCUUAUAGCCCCCAACCCUCGUUUUUUCACUGAACUUGCGGCAAU